Molecule: messenger RNA, 997 nt
Organism: Bursaphelenchus xylophilus (pine wood nematode)
Lineage: Eukaryota; Metazoa; Nematoda; Chromadorea; Rhabditida; Aphelenchoididae
Source: the annotation of a GenBank genome assembly
AUGUCUUCGACCGAAAAUUCUGUCACCCAAGGAGCUUCUAAUGAUUCUUCAAAGAGGAAUAAUCCAUAUUUCUCAAAGAACCUCUCUAGUAUAACCAAGAGUUAUAAAGAUCGAUUAAACGCGUUACACAAAAAGAGGGUAAGUGUUUUUAAUAUUUUUAUCGUCUUCACAGGAUGUUUGGUUGGCAAUUGCUAGUGCCUUUGAUGAUAUCUCCUGAGAGGGAGGUCAUCAACUUCUUUACCCACUGCUUACGCUUACGGUCUUAUAGUUUUAAACAAGCGUUAAUUUCAGGAAGAGGCCAGAAAACUAAACCAUGAACAAGUUGUCGAAGAAGAUCGCAUAUCCAAAUUGCCGAAGAAUUUCGAAGCUAGAAAGAAGAGAAAGGAAUGGGAAUUGGAGGAGAUGGAAGCAAGGAAGGAAUGUGAAGAGAAAGGUGAAGACUUUGAUAGAAAUAAGGCGCUGAAUAUACAAGCGGACGUUGCCGACAAGAUUGCAGCGUCGAAGAAGAGAAAAAAGAAUCCUGAUACUGGAUUUGCAAGUAAGUCUUUGACCUUUGCUGAAGUAUAACAACACAUGCUUUUUUGUUUAUUGCUCUUUUAGAUUAUGAGGCCAUGUCAAUGCGUCAGUACGAGCGAUUAACCAACAACAUCAAGCCGGAUAUGAAGACUUACCAACAGAUGAAAGCCGUCGUGUAAGUUCACCACUUAUUUUUCCCAUUUAUGUUUUUAGAGGAGAGUCAGAGUUCUACCCAUCAGUCGACACACUUAUUACUGGUUCUCACUAUCCAACCGAUAAAGCGUUGGGAAAACUAUCAGAGGAUGUGAAGGGACAAGCCAAGAAACGAGAACAGUACCACAGAAGGAGAAUGUUCGAUCCCGAAGCGCCCAUCGACUACAUCAACGAAAGAAACAGGAAGUUCAACCAGAAAUUGGAGAGAUUCUAUGGAGAAUUCACUCAGGAUAUCAAGGAAGAUCUGGAGAGAGGAACAGCUAUCUGA